AGUUGUAGUUCUAUGUUUUAAUUGGAAGCUAGCCAACCGGUAUUCUGGCCUUGGGUAUUGGCCAUUGGUGGUUGUGGAAUAACUGUACCGCUAACGCUGGACUUGAUUAGUACUAGUUUGCUUACCAGUUUCAGAAGUUGCUUCAUGUCUGUCACUUUUGAAGCAGAUUUUUAACAAAAUAGCCCAGGGAAAUCUGCGAGAUACGAAGCAGUAACAGGUAAACAUUUUCAUUGGUAAGGUGUUUGAAGAGAAAGAGAUGUGCACUUAAGGGGGGGUAGACCCCCCCCAUAGACAGACCAUCAUGUUUGGAUUACUGUCUGAUGUUCGGUGGUUUGCUGCAAGAACUGGCUCCUGUAGCUUCUCUGCCAGUCGAAGAGCACGUUCGGGGGUUCCAGAGUUCCAGCUGGCUCCAUUGCCCAAAGAGGCUCGAGUUGUUAUCUGCGGUGGUGGAAUUGUUGGUACAUCAGUGGCUUAUCAUCUCUCCAAACUGGGAUGGAAGGAUAUUGUUUUAUUAGAACAGGGAAGGUUAGCAGCUGGCACAACCCGUUUUUGUGCAGGAAUUGUGAGCACUGUAAAGCACAAGAGCAUCGAGAGUAAGAUGGCAGCAUACUCCAACCGACUCUACCAACAGCUGGAGCAAGAGACUGGAAUAAAAACUGGUUAUCUGAGGACUGGGACCAUCUCUCUUGCUCAGACCCUGGAUCGCUUCAUUUCACUAAAACGGAUUGUCUCCAGACUGAGUGUGAUGGGCAUUUCCUGUGAUAUCCUAUCUCCAAAGCAACUCUCUGAAAUCAGCCCUCUUGUUAAUAUUCAUGACUUGGUUGGGGCCAUCCGUGUGCCUGAAGAUGCUGUUGUAUCAACUCCUGAUGUCACUCAUGCCUUGGCUACUGCUGCUGUGCACAAUGGUGUCACUAUCCAUGAGAGAACAACUGUCAACCAUGUGCUCGUCCAGAAAGAUCAUGUCUGUGGCGUGGAGACGGAUCGAGGAAGCAUAGACUGUGAAUACUUUGUCAACUGUGCAGGGCAGUGGGCAUACGAAUUAGGCAUGUCAAACGAAGAACCAGUUACUAUCCCUUUGCAUCCUUGUGAGCACUUCUACCUUGUGACUCAUCCUCUUCGUCGACCUCUUCAGGACAAUAUGCCAGUAAUCAUAGAUUUUGAUGGCCGAAUCUUCAUCCGCAGCUGGCAGGGAGGUGUGCUUUGUGGGGGCUUUGAGAAGAAUCCCAAACCCAUCUUCACAGAAGGCAAAAACCAGCAAGAAAUUCAGAAUAUGCAGGAAGAUUGGGACCAUUUUGAACCUCUUUUAAGUUCACUCCUUCGAAGGAUGCCCUCCAUGACCAUAUGUGAGAUCCUACGGCUUGUGAGCUGCCCAGAAUCCUUCACUCCUGAUAUGAGGUGCAUCAUGGGAGAGGCACCCAAUAUAGGUGGCUACUUUGUUCUGGCUGGCAUGAACUCUUCAGGACUGUCCUUUGCUGGAGGAGCAGGAAGGUAUCUAGCUGAGUGGAUGAUAGAGGGCUAUCCCUCGGAGAAUGUCUGGCCGCUAGACGUCCAGCGCUUUGGAGCCCUGCAAAGCAGUCGCACUUUUCUGCGUCAUCGAGUCAUGGAAGUCAUGCCUCUGAUUUAUGAACUGAAAGUUCCUCGUUGGGAUUUCCAGACUGGCAGACAGCUUCGGACCUCCCCACUCUAUGACCGUCUGGAUGCUCAGGGUGCCAGAUGGAUGGAGAAACAUGGAUUUGAGCGAGCCAAAUUUUUUGUUCCUUCAGGCAGAGAUCUGAUGGCAUUAGAUCAAAGCAAGACCUUCUAUAAACCUGACUGGUUUGACAUUGUGGGGGCUGAAGUGAAGUGCUGUAAAGAGGCAGUCUGCGUCAUUGAUAUGUCAUCCUUCACAAAGUUUGAACUAAGUUCUACAGGAGAUCAGGCACUGACAAUACUUCAACGUCUCUGCUCCAACAGUCUCGAUGUACCAGUUGGACAUAUCAUCCACACUGGUAUGCUGAAUGAACGUGGUGGAUAUGAGAAUGAUUGCAGUGUGGUGCGGCUCAGCAAACGCAGCUUUUUCAUCAUCUCCCCAACAGAUCAGCAGGUACACUGCUGGGCGUGGCUUAAGCAGCAUAUGCCCAAUGACAGUAAUGUUCUACUGGAGGAUGUGACGUGGAAGUAUACAGCUCUUAAUGUGAUUGGUCCACGGGCCAUCGAUGUACUUUCCGAGCUGUCUUUCGUGCCAAUGACAGCAGACCAUUUUCCUUCCAUGUUUUGCAAGGAGAUGAGCGUAGGCUAUGCUAAUGGAAUCCGUGUUAUGAGCAUGACCCACACAGGAGAGCCAGGAUUCAUGCUGUAUAUACCAAUUGAGUAUGCCUUACACGUAUACAAUGAGGUCAUGAGUGUUGGACAGAAGUAUGGUAUCAGGAAUGCUGGAUACUAUGCCCUACGCAGUCUUCGGAUUGAGAGAUUCUUUGCAUUUUGGGGCCAAGAUCUUGACCCCUAUGUCACUCCCUUGGAGUGUGGUCGUGAAUUCAGAGUCAAGUUUGAUAAGGGAACAGAUUUCAUUGGUCUUGAAGCCCUCCUGCAGCAGCGACAGAAGGGGAUUAGCCAACGGUUUACUAUGUUCAUUUUGGAUAACCAUGACACUGAUCUGGACCCUUGGCCCUGGUGGGGAGAACCUAUAUAUCGAAAUGGACAGCAUGUGGGUUUUACUACUAGCAGUGCAUUUAGCUACACACUGGAGCGGCACGUCUGCCUGGGCUUUGUGAGUAACAUCAGUGAAGAGACUGGUGAAAAGCUACCGGUGACCCCAGACUUCAUCAACCGUGGCGAGUUUGAGAUUGAAAUUGCUGCACAGCGCUUUCAGGCAAAGGCUAGAUUGUAUCCCUUUAGUGCUUUGUUCACACAGAAGCGCCGUAAAGAUGAGAUGGAACUGAGUGACUUCCAAGGGAAGUAGCUUGUGUACACUCCAGAAGUGAUAUUUUUUUCAUGCACUAAGGCUUGUAUUUUUAUCUGAAAAAAAAAGCAUUGUGUCCGUGUUCUUGGUUUACUGUUUUUCCUCCACCAGUUUGACUUUAAAAUAAUAUUUAAUUACAGUUUGACUACAUUAAAAUGUCAGGCCCAAAAUAUUGGGAACUGCAUUUCCAUUUUGGAAGAGAAGCACAAGCUUGUGACGUAGAAAAUGGGGGGAAAUGUACACCCCCUGCAAUGCUGCAUUUUUUAAAAUUCAUUUGAAAGAUUUCCACUUGAGUGAAUCACUCCUGUAUGUUGAAGCAAGGGUACCAAAAACUGAAGGAGAAUCUGUUGCCUGUGACUUUAACAAAUCAGCUUGUGCAGCUUUAGCUGUACAUGGGGGUGCUGAAACACAGUUCCAUACAGGCAUUGCUCUUAGCCUUUCUUUUGUAUGCAAGUAUAAAUGUCACCUAAUUUUUUUCCAAGUCUGAAAAUGUUACAGAUAACUAACUGUCUUGCCUAAGACAGAAUAUAAAUAUGUCUCACCAAAAUUACUGUCCCUUUUUAAAAUACAGCAAGUCUUUCUUAUAACAUCUAGAUUUGGAGUGUGUUGGACCUUUCCUACAGUGCAUCUCUUUUUGCUUAAUUCCAUCGGUCAUUGAAUAGUAGCAUUUACAGAAAAUGUGAAGUAUUUCUUGACUGUUGUAAGAGCUGCGUUUUUGGAUUGUGCCAUACCUUUCUCUUUCUGAUGUGCCAGAAAUUCUUUACCAACUUUUUGACGUCCCCACUCUGGGACAGUAAUCAAGGAGCCUGAAUCUUCACCACUGGCACUGGAAAAGAGUCAUUCACUUGGAACAAAAGUAGAUACACCCAAUAUUUCCAGAUGCAGCUCUCUGC
Messenger RNA from Protopterus annectens (West African lungfish), 3831 nucleotides. RefSeq names its product pyruvate dehydrogenase phosphatase regulatory subunit (gene PDPR). The transcript is spliced from 18 exons. Gene Ontology annotation, cellular component: mitochondrial matrix; mitochondrion; cytoplasm. Bases 302 to 2938 code for a protein of 878 amino acids. The record is from RefSeq and is a predicted model, not a curated record. Gene Ontology annotation, molecular function: protein binding; oxidoreductase activity. Lineage: Eukaryota; Metazoa; Chordata; Ceratodontiformes; Protopteridae.